UCGGAUGACCUCAAGAAUGACCUAGCCCCUCCCCCCUUUUGUUUAAUUGCAAGCCUGAAAAAACUGGUCAGCCCAUAGAUAUAAUUAUAGAGUAAAGAUCUAUGAUCAGCCAGAAGUAGAAGAGCUGUUUUUCUGUACAAGGUGCAUUUAUGGUAGCGAUGAGUGUAUUUAGCAGUGUGCUGGAAGUGGUGUCGGCGGUGGCAGUGGUGCACUCCACCACAGUUGCUGUGAUGGUGGUGGUCAGCAUGCUCUUCCUUUACCGACGACUCGUAGGUGGGGGAAUACCCACUCCUAAACAGGGAGAGAAGUACCCUCCCCACAUAUCCUCGUGCCUUCCAUUCCUGGGUCACGCUGUCGAGUUCGGCAAGAACCCCAUCGAGUUUCUGCUCAGUGCAAGAGAGAAGUACGGCAAUGUGUUCAGCUUUACAAUGGUGGGAAAGACAUUCACUUACCUGAUUGGUUCCGACAGCUCCGCCCUGCUCUUUAACUCCAAAGACCAGGACCUCAAUGCAGCUGAAGUGUAUGGCAAGCUGGUCACACCCGUGUUUGGCAAGGGUGUGGCUUACGAUGUGUCCAAUGAUGUGUUCCUAGAGCAAAAGAAGAUGCUCAAGACUGGUCUCUCAGUGGCUCACUUCCGACGCUACGUCCCACUCAUUGAGAAGGAGACCAUUGACUACUUCGAGAGAUGGGGUGACAGCGGGGUGAAAGACCUCUUCCAAGCAUUAUCAGAGCUAAUUAUCCUGACUGCCAGCCGCUGUCUCCAUGGCCGUGAGAUAAGGGAGUGUUUGGAUGAACAUGUUGCCCAGCUGUAUUCUGAUUUGGACGGAGGGUUUAGUCACCUGGCCUGGCUACUCCCAGGAUGGCUGCCACUGCCGUCAUUCAGGAAACGAGACCAUGCUCGGCUGGAGAUGUAUAAGAUAUUUGGUGAUGUAAUCCAAAGGCGUCGUGAGAGCUCACAGGGGGACCAUGAGGAUGACGUGCUCGAUACUCUUCUGCACACUACUUACAAAGAUGGCCGCACUCUUAAGGAUCAUGAGAUAAUAGGCAUGUUGAUAGGGUUUCUGUUGGCAGGACAACACACCUCCUCCACCACCAGUGCAUGGGUAGGCUUCUAUCUUGCCAGACACAAGCAGCUGCAGAAUGCUGCCUACCAGGAGCAGUUGAAGGUCUGUGGUGAGGAUUUGCCUCCAUUGAAUUAUGACGAGGUUGAGGAACUUGCCUUCCUGGAGCGUUGCUUGAAGGAGACCCUGAGGCUUCGCCCACCUAUCAUGACCAUGAUGAGGAUGGUGAAGUCCACUCAGACUAUUGGCAAGUUUACGAUACCUCCUGGUCACCAAGUGUGUGUCUCACCAACUGUCAACCAGAGCCUCAUGGAGGUCUGGACCAACCCGCAAGAUUUUAAUCCUGACCGAUUUUUAGAACAGACUUCAUCUGAUGAAAAGUUCUCCUUUGUUCCAUUUGGAGCAGGUCGACAUCGCUGUGUGGGAGAGAGUUUUGCGCUCAUUCAGAUCAAAACCAUCUGGUCUGUUCUCCUGCGCAAGUACGAGUUUGAUUUGGUGGAUGGUCACUUUCCACCAGUCAACUACACCACUAUGAUACACACCCCCACCAAGCCUCUCAUUCGAUACAGGAGAAGGGGCAUGUGAAACAAGGACUUAUUGUAAUGCCACAACUGUUUAGCUGUUUGGUUUUAUUGCAUGUGUGAGCUUGAGCUUAUACAUUAUAUUUAUAUUGUACGUAACACGAUGGCUAUGUGGACUGACAGUACAUGGUAUGGUUCAUUUUGGAAUAUUUAUAUGGUCUUAAAUUGAUUGUAAUUAUUAACAUUAAUCAUGCGUGUAGUAACUGACAUGCAUAAUAAUUA
Messenger RNA from Halichondria panicea, 1864 nucleotides. RefSeq names its product lanosterol 14-alpha demethylase-like. Bases 150 to 1646 code for a protein of 498 amino acids. The transcript has 14 exons. Lineage: Eukaryota; Metazoa; Porifera; Demospongiae; Suberitida; Halichondriidae. Gene Ontology annotation, molecular function: iron ion binding; heme binding; monooxygenase activity. The record is from RefSeq and is a predicted model, not a curated record.